CGACCGAUUCGAUUGCCGGAUUCCGCCAUGUCCGACAUGAAAGAUGGCAACGUUGCUCGUACUGACCUUCGUUGCGAUCGCAAAAACGGUGACUGGCAUUGCUCCGUGCAGAGACUCAACGGUAGAAAGUACUGCGACAAACAUAGCCAAUUCGAACCUCGUGAUAAAGCAAAGUUUUUUUCUGAAAACUCAUCUCAAGAAGCCGAAGAAGAAGACAAAGCUGAGGGACUGAAGAAAGCUGAGACUCGGGCUUCGGUUGAGGCCGUAGAAAGGGAAGAAGAUGAGAUGCGUUGCGUUUAUCGUUGUUGGAAUCCUAGAUUAGGGCAACAGAUCUUGUGCGAAGUACAUUGCAAGUCUGGUCGUCGAACAAAAGGAGAUGAGUCGAGGGUUAGGGUUUCAGAAGACGAGAUUAGUUCGUCUUGGGAGGAAGAAAAUGAAGAGGUUAAGUUGGACAUUAUACCUGAGGAUGAGCUUCGUUGCAAGCGAAAUGAUGGGAAAAAUUGGCGGUGCAAGAACUGGAGAAUCCAAGAUCAGAACUUCUGCCAAGAACAUUAUCUGGUUAGUUCGUCUAAGUGUAGGGUUUCGGCUUCCAAGAAACGGGAACGGAAGAAGGGAAAGCCAAAUCAGAAGGAGAACAUGCGAAAGAAUAAGGGUUCAUCGAUGAAGAGAAAUCGACAAGAAAGCUGCAGCGAUGGUGAAGAAGAAGAAGUAAGUGAAGAAGGAAAAGCAGAAGAAGAAGAAGCACCAGGGUGUCCGAAUGGAUCGGUGGGUUGA
Messenger RNA from Telopea speciosissima, 774 nucleotides. RefSeq lists its product as uncharacterized. NCBI's taxonomy places the organism in Eukaryota, Viridiplantae, Streptophyta, Magnoliopsida, Proteales, Proteaceae. The transcript is spliced from 5 exons. The record is from RefSeq and is a predicted model, not a curated record. Bases 28 to 774 code for a protein of 248 amino acids.